GCUCUGCUGCAGUUAACAGGUCAGUAGGACAAAUUUUGAGCAAUUUCUGCUAGCUAAUAAAGCCAAAUAUGAAACUGCACUGUAACCUUGAAUCCGUUUUUCUCUCUGGCAUCUCCAUAUCUCUGAUUUGUCCAGGAUACAUGUCUUAAAAAGUCACUGAAGAGUAAUACUGAAAUUGAAUGUGAAGACCUUCAUCUUACAUAGAUAUAGUGCUACUAACCCAUAGACUGCUUGGCUCCAGGUCGUAUCUUGAGAGAACCUUUGUGGUGAAUGAUGCAUGUUUGCAGUGUAGUAAUAAUCUGUUGUUGCUGUGUUACCAAUAAACUCCCUUCCCUCACCCCUUUCUCUUACCUGAGACUAUAGGCAACCCCACAGCUCCCUAAACUGGGGAGAGCACUGUAGUAAAGAGAAGUUGUUUUUUUCAUAUGUGAGUGCUGAGACAGUACUGCACUGCAAACUCUGGUUUGAUUGUUCAGAUCUGCCAUGGUAUUUUUUAUGUUGAUUUUGGACCUACAUGACUUAGUUUUGUCCAUGUAGUUAUUACUCCCCCAGUACAUCCCUAGCUCAGUGGCUUCCUGGGUACUGCUCUGAGAUAUAUUAGCUUCUUUGGUUUCUUCCCUCCUUAUUUUCCAUUUUUCUUGUCAUGUGCUGUGCUAAGUCAUAGGAAUAGCUGUCUUCAUGUGCUGAUGCAUGCUCCCUGCUGCUACUGGUCCCUCACAUGCCCUCCACAAGGCAGCAGAGAAUCCAGCCGAGAAUCACCCCAGCUCCACUGCCCUGAAGAGCUGAGUGCCCCACACUAUCCUAUGAGGGCAGCUUGCAUUGGGAUCAUGUUGAUGCAAAUGUGUACUGGACCAGAAGCAUUUCUGGUGGUCUCAGCACUGUCUUCUGCAGCUUCAUCUUGCAGCUCUUUUCACUUCAGAAACUACACUGUGGUAACUGACCCCAGGCUGCUUAAAGGAGAAACUCGCUUGUUUUUCUGGGGCCCUUUACAUCUCAGUCCUGUGUGCUCUGUUUCCAUUUGUAUUGAUAGCCCCAGAACUGCUGAAGGAACUGUUUCUGUUACUGGAACACUGUGCAGCUGUACAUCUGAUAGAUGGUGGUGGUUCGGAGUUAUGUUGGGCUGGAAAUUAUCUCUGCUCACCCUAGGAGGCAGACUUCAUGAACAAGUGUGUGACACAAGCGUAUUAAAAUAAGGGAAGUAGUUCCCUUUGAAGCAAUGUAUAACAAUUAAGCUUUUGGUCAGGGAGUUGUCACUGUGGAUGUGGAGGGGUUUGAGGUGGGGGGUUUUCAAAGCCUCUCAGGAGCAAACUGCGAAUGUCCCUGAUCUAGCAGUUCUGAUUUGGAAUUUUUUUUCCCCACAAACAUGGGGCUUUUUGAAUAGGGUCAAAAGGCAGGUACUGGGAGAAGCACCACAAUCCAUUCUGAUGUACCAAUUUGGAAAUGUCCAUCUCCAUUUCUGCAUGGCCCCUGCCUCCCUGUCUCUUGGCCACAGAAGCUGAUACUGACAGACUGUUAGUCUGUUCUUUGACUGCUUCUCUCUCUCUGUUCUCUCACUAGACCCGUGUACAAGACUGUCUUGAUGGAUUCCUGGCUGUAACACUGCCAUUGCAUCACUGCUGCUGGGCAUGGGAAGAUCUGUUCCUUACACACGCUAGGAUCAGGACAAGGAAGCACUGCAAUGGUUGUUUGCCUUCGCUUCCAGAGCUGCCCUUUGAGCACAGUGCAGCAAUCAGCUGUGGAAGAAGGACAGGGCAGGGAAGCUCAGGGAUGCUGCAGGGGUCUGAGCACAGUUGGGCACAGGUCUUGGCUGGAGGCAGUUUAGCCCCACAUCCACACAGGGCUAGGAAAUGUCUUUAGGUCACUUAGAAAGUUAUUUUGUUGACCUAUUUAUAUAAAAGUUGCAAGUAGAUACUUUUCUAUUCAGCAAAUUACUUGCCCUUUUAAAUGUUAAUGCUUUGGCAGAAAUUCCUUUUCUCCAUGAGUAAUGAGAAAUUACAUAUAUAGCUAUUUUAACUGAAUCUGAUAAUCAGAGCAGUUUUUCAUUGGUUCUUGAGAUUAUCUUUAAAAUCAGGCACAGUAAGCUCUGUUUUAUUAUGCCACUAUUGCUACUGCCUGAUCAUCAAACCACACAGUUUGAACUAUCAAGGGACAGAAGCAGAGUGAAAAGUGACAUUUCUUUUUUGCUGAUACUAUCUGGAAUGGGAGGAGUUGUGUGGCCUUUGGGGCUCCAGCUGUGCAUUGCUGCUGCGCUGCUCUUUGGCGGAGGAAGAGGGAGAGAGCUCUCUGGCAGCCUGAGCUGCCUGAAUAACUACAUGACUACCGUGAGCUGCAUGUGGGUAACGGAGAAGCCCAUGGGCAAUGGACCUUUCCACCUGCAUUUCAGCAACCUCUGGUCAAAGGGCCACAACGCCAGCUGCAAACUGACUGCCACAGAGAGCAUGCAGAAUAAGUACCACUGCACAAUUCAUUUAGCCAGCCAGAUCUUGGAAACAGAUGGUUAUAGAGUCUCUCUCCAGGGAAACUUCUUUGGAUGUAAUCAGACAUACGUGGCCUUUCUAGAGUACAACCCCCGCAAGCACAUAAAACUUGAUCCACCUUUGAACAUCCAGAGCAAUGCCACUGCCAGCAAGUGCCAGAUAUGGUGGAGUGUGUGGAAUGUGCCUUGGUAUCUCUCUGAAAUUCUCCAAUAUGAGUUGCAGUAUAAGGAGUACAGCAUGUCCUGGGAGGUUGCAAUGAACAAGACACUGCCCAGUUCACUGCCACAAGUAGAAAUUGAAGCCACAGAGCUUCGCAGUGGCAUUGCUUAUGCUGCAAGAGUUCGCUGCAAAGUUUCUGAAAAUGAGAAUUCAUACCACAGUCAAUGGAGUGAGUGGAGCCAGACAACAGUGUUUAAAAAAGCAGAUGUCCCCAAAGUCUCUGAAAAGAUUCUAAAUAUCAAAACUAUGCAGUACUUGUUCAUUCCUCUGAGUUUUGGCACUCUACUCUAUUUAUUCUGGAACUGCAAACUUUCCUCAAGGGCAAAAAGCCUCGCCUGCUUUAACAUUCCCACGCCAGCUGCUUUCUUUCAGCCACUCUAUAGUUUGCACAAUGGGAAUUUUAAGGACUGGGUUGGACUGAAUGAGGCUUGUAGCCAGCUUGAAAGAGAAGAGGCCAGCAACUCAAGAAAAGUGAAUGCAGAUAGAGUUUCUGAUCUAAACACCCAAGAACUGAUUUCCCAAAUCUCAUUGAAACCUACAGGAAGCACAGAUGUGGUUACUGCAGAAGAAAACUUUGCAUUUGCCUCAGGUCCAAGCCAGCAGUAUGUCCCCAGCAGGUACAUAAGAGCAGAAGAGAUAGAGAUGUGGCCAGGACUAUUGUUUGCACCAAACCAUGCUGAUGAUACCAUUGGCCCAAAAUUCUCUGAAAUAAUUAAAGACAACCUUGAGAGCCCUAGUGUUGGAAGGAAUUAUCCCUCUCACUCACAGCAUGGAAAAGGUGACUUUCUUAUGCCUGGAGAAUCUUUGGGGAAAAAAGAUAUGUCCUUCAGUGGUAGUGACUAUUGUACUUUGUGUGACAAUGAUACCACAGGAGGUUUGAUUUCUGCUGAACUACUGAAGCUUUCUAAUCGCAAUAGUCAUGUUAAACAUCAGAAAGACCAGUGACCUUCCCUGAAGAAUACUGCCUACAAAGUUCCUUGUGCUCUCCUAUCACCUCCCAAGCGGCACAAAUGGGGACUGUGCAGACAGUUUCAAACAUGUAUAAUUUUAAAACACAUCCUCAAUUUCUGUACUUCAGAAGAAGAUUGUGACUAAGUCCCAUGUCCAGCAAAUACUACCCCUACAGGCAUUCCCUAAAUUAAUCUCCUGGCUGCAAGAUCCAGUAACCCUCUUGUCUAAGAAGGCAGCAGCAGACCUGCUGUUUUCCUCAGGAAGAACAAUUAUAGUUGUGUGCCUCUUGGAACCAGCAGUAUUUUCAAUAUGAUAAACCAUGAUUUAAAUUCCAUCCUUUUGUAAAAAAUAUUCAUGAUUUUUCACAAAAUCGUGAGAAACUAUUUUUGCUUAAGAAAGUAAUUAUGCUUCUUAAUAUGAUAUUGAUGAAUUAAAGGGAUUCCUGAUUUGAUCAGAAUUUGUAAUUGCUCUGUUUAGAGAUAAUCAAACAGUAGCCCUUGUUCUUUAUUAUCUUGAAUGGCUGUUACUUUUUAUUUUGCAAUAACUAAGCCUCAUGUACUGCUUUAACAAAAAUUUAUUUCAAGGUUAAGUGGCUGGGCUGAUUUAAUAGAAAAAAAGUGAAAAAUAAGAACAGCACAAAUGACUUUUACUUAAUCGCAGUACAGGCCAGGCCCACUGCCUCUCCAGAGCUUCUAUUAUUUCUCCAGAAUUCAUGAGUCCUUUGCCUAUCUGCACAACAGGUACAGCCUUUGUGAGCUGAAUCUCUGGAGGUUUACUUUCUGCCCUAGACACAGAAAAUCCUAUACUUGAUUAAUAAUCUACCAAGCAGAUUUUUGGAGUCUUAGUUCCAUCUCUGAGAUUUAAUGGGCUCAACAGUUUUAGCAAACAUACUGAGAUAUGUACAUAUACAUCCAAACUAGCUGACACAUCUAUAUACACAGUCACAUACAUUCCCUCCUCUUUGGAGUGCUUCCCUUGUUACUCUGGUGAGAGCACAGAUUAGUUUAGACAAGGCAAAGAGAGAUUUCAUGUAGAAGAAACAAAGUGGGUCGAGACAUACUUCCCCAAAAGUGUGCUAAACUGUUGUGAGCAGUCUUUAUCUGUAAGAAAAAGAGGAACAGGUAGAGGAGUUAAGAUCUGAUUUGUGUGAUGCCACAGGAGGUGAUAGCAGUGAUUAGUUUUCAGUGUCGUAAGCAAAGGGCAUUUCUGAUACCUGAAAAAUAUCCCAUUUCUAACCCAUUGGUGCUUUCUAACUUACAAAAAUUAUAUUCAAGGGUGCUUCUAUUACUCCGCCACAAUCUAAUGGCAAGAGAAGAACAUGAUGUUGCUGUCAUUAACAGUUACUGUUAUUUCCGCAGGAUGAGAAAAUCAGUAAAACAAUGCCGCAUAACAGGAGGAUGUUGGUGAUCCCAAACUUUUAGACCCUAUAGCGCGGUUUGAUGUAUUGUCCCAAUUUCAAAUCUUCAAAAUCUGAGGGACACUUUUUGAAAUUGUCAGAUCAAUUGUAUCUUAGAUUCAUCAGUUCUUGGCAGACGAGAACCUCGCAGACGAGGUGGGUUCCCCCCUUUCUUAGGAACAUGUCUGCACAGAAAUAUAACCAUUUUCAUAAAAUCUUGUUUUAUUAAUAAGGUAUUCUGUACCGGCUGUAUUAGCAAAAUGAGAAUGGGAACAAUUAUAUUCAGAUAUGAGUAAGGAGAAGCAGGUCAGACUUCUAUGGAAGGGAGAGUGCAUUAAGGGAGUUUUCAUUAAUAAAGAAGCAAAAGAAAACUGAGAUUGAAUGUAGUCAGAAAUUAUUUGAGAGAAAUGAAAAUUCAAAGACUGUGCUGCUUGUGUCCAUCAGGGCAAGAUAGGAAGACUAUAAGAACUGAGUCUGCAGAUGAUGACAGGCUGAUGGUUGAAAGGCUGAAAUGAUAUUCCAGCAUCAGCAGUUCUCCAAGUGAAACCUCCUAAAAACUUUUAGCUGCUUCUGCUUUUAUGGAAUUACUUAAAAAUAUUAGUUGUUGCAACUAAAACCAAAAAGCCUCUUCUUUACAAUUAGGUCUUUGGAAAAAGAAAGCCUCGUUUUUAUGUAGCCACUGAAAUACUACAAAUUUUCUAAAGUCGUCCCCCCCCGCCCUUUUUGUUCCCGUUUCCUUUGUUUUUAAAAUUUUUUGUACUUUUUUUGGUGUGUCAUUUUUGAGACUGGUAUUAGGUUUAAGCUAUGGUUUUUCACAGCUUGUUCCAGAAUCUCUGAACUAUUCUAAGGCUGACUUUUGCCUCUAAGAGUGAUAUGUAUCCUUCCAGUGGAAGAUAGAGAACUACAGCCUAAUAAGGAGACAUACUAUUGGCUAUAGUCAAACCUGUGAAGCCUUUCAUAUCCUGGGACUACUAAGCACAUGCUAUUUGUAUCACCUGCAACCAGAACAAAGUAGACAGCAUUUUCCCCUUUUUCUUCUGUUGAGUUUUGUCAAAAGAAAUUAUUUUGGAAGAUACUUAAA
Molecule: messenger RNA, 6124 nt
Organism: Melospiza melodia melodia
Lineage: Eukaryota; Metazoa; Chordata; Aves; Passeriformes; Passerellidae
Product: interleukin-9 receptor-like
Exons: 9
Coding region: 2094-3641 (515 amino acids)
Biological process (GO): cytokine-mediated signaling pathway
Cellular component (GO): external side of plasma membrane; membrane
Molecular function (GO): cytokine receptor activity; protein binding
Source: RefSeq, a predicted model, not a curated record